AUGUCUAUUCUGAACACAGUGUACCGCUCGCUGUUCCGCCGGACUUCCACCUUUACUCUCUCCAUCGUGGUCGGAGUAGUGUUGUUCGAGAGGGCGUUCGAUCAGGGGGCUGAUGCGUUGUUCGAGCACCUGAACCAAGGGGUAAGGACCCGGGAGUGA
Messenger RNA from Nanorana parkeri, 159 nucleotides. RefSeq names its product cytochrome b-c1 complex subunit 9. Gene Ontology annotation, biological process: mitochondrial electron transport, ubiquinol to cytochrome c. The transcript has a single exon. The coding region runs from base 1 to 159 and encodes 52 amino acids. NCBI's taxonomy places the organism in Eukaryota, Metazoa, Chordata, Amphibia, Anura, Dicroglossidae. The record is from RefSeq and is a predicted model, not a curated record.